AUGUUUAAGAAACUCAAAGGUUGUUAUGAAACUUUCAUUAAGUCCCUUUUCUCUUCUGAGGAGGAUGAGCCUGAUGAUUCAACUGACAGUGUUUUUAACAGGCAAAAUAUUAUAGUAUAUGGCACUCAGCUGAGAAGUACAGAGCUGCCCAUGGAGCAGAGAGCCAAAGCGGCAGCUAGCAUCGGACUGCUAGCAUACACAGGUGAGCCAAAUGCUGGAACAUAUGCUUCAGAGUAUAUUCAGGACCUAUAUGAUAUCUUGCUGCUGCCAGAUAUUUCAGCCAAAGUGAAGAUCCUAGUGCUGCAAGGGCUGGCUGGUAUCUGCUACAUAAAUUACAACAACCAAAACAAAGCAAAAGACUUAAAUCUCACUGAUGCUGUUCUUGCUUGCCUUGAUGAAGACAAAGAUUCCUCUUCAGAUAAGCCAGAGGGCAUCUUGGUUAAAUCCUGGACCUGUUACUUCCUGACUGUCAUGUGUUACAACAAUAUCCCUUACAUUAAAAUACUUCAUGAAAAGGGAGGUGAAAUGCUAGAAAAUAAGCUGGAACUCCUGGCUAGCUUGGACUGGUCUAGUUGGCCAUGUAAUUAUGCAGAAUUAUUAUCCUCCCUUCUAGGGUUUCAGAAGUCUCAAAAUACUUCCAAUACUUAA
Messenger RNA from Alligator sinensis (Chinese alligator), 648 nucleotides. It is a transcript of the gene ARMH2, whose product is annotated as armadillo-like helical domain containing 2. The record is from RefSeq and is a predicted model, not a curated record. Lineage: Eukaryota; Metazoa; Chordata; Crocodylia; Alligatoridae. The transcript has 2 exons. The coding region runs from base 1 to 648 and encodes 215 amino acids.